AACAUCGUCUCGUCUUUCGUGUUUCGUAAUUUUCGCAUAAAAUUACGGAAAAUUUUCAAGUACUUAAAAUAAAUUCCGAGACAACAAGGAAAACUUUUUCCUGAAUAAUGAGCGCGGUGUCAUUGCUCACAAAAGCCAUCGAAUUAGAUGUAAGCGGUCGACGAAUCGAAGCACUUAAAUUGUACGAGGAAGGGAUUGGCGAGUUAUUAAGAGUUUGCAAAGCUGAGACAAAUGAGGAAAAGAAGAAACAUUUCCAGUCAAAAAUUGUCGAGUACAUGAAUCGAGCGGAAGAGGUGAAGAAAUUGGUGCAAAAAUGGAAUACCAAAGGCGAAAUUUGUGAUAAAAUUCAUGUGAUAGAUGGGGCGAGUGGCUUCAGCUAUCGGAGGGUGUUUGAAAAGUACAUGAAAGAUGAUGUGAAGGAAAUUCUCAUUGAUGAACCUUAUUUGAAAGAACACUUUCAGAUUUGUAACCUCGUAAUGUUCUGUGAAUUAGCUUUGAGCAAAUGUAAAAACUUGCGAUACAUCAAAGUUACCACUAUAAAAGACGUUCGUCCAUCCAGCGAACAAAAUAAUGGCUUCUCAUCCCUAACGGAGAGUCUGGCAAAGAAAAGUGUCACCAUCAACUUUGACUUUCACGAAAAUUUACAUGAUCGACAAGUAAUCUUAAGCAACGGUUACAUCAUAAAAAUCGGACGAGGCUUGCACUAUUUCAAACCGCCAGCUAAUAAAUACUCAAUCGGUGCCUUCGACCACAAUUUUCGGGAAUGUCGUGAAACGAACAUUGACAUAUUUUAUUGUCCAGAAAAUAAAAAAUAACAU
Molecule: messenger RNA, 818 nt
Organism: Culicoides brevitarsis
Lineage: Eukaryota; Metazoa; Arthropoda; Insecta; Diptera; Ceratopogonidae
Product: MIT domain-containing protein 1
Exons: 4
Coding region: 108-815 (235 amino acids)
Source: RefSeq, a predicted model, not a curated record